CCAUAUUGGAAAGAGAGUUCCUGGUGUCCAGAGAGAAGGAGAGGAAGCUGCACAACGACCUGGAGGCGGUGACGACUCGACUCCUCCAGCAGGAGCACCAGAACCUGGAGCUGAGGAUGAACCAGGACCAGCUGAUCCGCAGGGUCCACCAGCAGCAGGACCUGGUGGACGUCCUGCGGCAGCGCAUGGUCCUGCUGGCAGAGGAGAGUUCACGGAGCGUGGAGCUCCUGCGGCAGGUCGGCUCAGAGCUGCUGUGUCUGCAGAGCUCCGAGGUGAACCUGGAGGGCCUGGUGGUGGAGCUGCACGCUGAGGCCCAGCAUCGAGCUGCAGUGGCAGAGAGCCUGAACGCGGAGCUGCGCACCGAGGCCCAUCGCAGAGCUGCGCAGACCGAGAGCCUCCACGUGGAGCUGCGCAGUAAAACGUUGGAGCUGAAGGAGCUUCAGGAGACCAACAGAGUUCUGACAGAAGAGCUGAGGGAGCUCCACAGGAAACAUCAGCAGGAGGUGGAGGAGCUGCAGCAGGAGAACCAGGGGAGUCUGAAGAAGCUGCAGGAGACGGCGGAUCAGUUCGAGUGGCUCUGUCAGCAGCAGCGCUGCUGGAUCUGUUGUGUCAGAAGGUUCAAAGAUUGUCUGACGGAGGAGAGGGAGACUCUGCUGAGACGGGUCAGUGUGUUGGAGAAGAAGCUGCAGGAACAGAACCUGGGUUCACAUGAUGGAGGUCAGGACCUCCUCCACCCCCUGCAGGCUGCAGACAGGUGUGACAGUUUGACAUCAUGGGACACAAACACAGAUCUGAAGUCUCAGGUGGAAAACUCUCACCUGUUGUACGAAGAGUUCUUCACUCAGGCACAAAGUCCCAUCAGUCGAUACCAAGAACCUCCUUGAGGCUAAAGACCUGGAGCCUGAAUUCAUCUCUGCUGUCUGCCUCUAACUUCAGUCAAACAGAAGAUAACUGCUCGGUGUUUGUGGCUGCAGAUGUGUGGAUUGCUUUCCAGUCAUUGUUUUAAAACAUUCCAACAAUUGUGAGGAAAAACGUACCUGUAAAACCUCAUCUUUACUGCUUUUUCCCCACUGUUGUUUGCAGUGAUUUAUGACUGAAGUAAAUUACACACAGAUCGCUCCUGUUCCUCCUCAUGUUGUCACACAUGCACAUCACAUGUGCCUCAAGUUGUCUGCUCACAUUUUUCAGUAAUUGUCCAUUUUUCAAACCUUGUAAUCAGCACUGCUAAUAGGAGCACCUGAGAAUGCUCCGAGUGUUGUUCGGCCAAUAAAACCUCAGCUGGUGCACAGAGAAACAAACGUGGAUGUUGUUGUUUUCUACCACAAUAAAGCUCCAGCAUUGUUUCAUCUCUG
Austrofundulus limnaeus is the source of this 1352-nucleotide messenger RNA. Its product is annotated as protein Hook homolog 3. NCBI's taxonomy places the organism in Eukaryota, Metazoa, Chordata, Actinopteri, Cyprinodontiformes, Rivulidae. The record is from RefSeq and is a predicted model, not a curated record.